Molecule: messenger RNA, 1251 nt
Organism: Aspergillus aculeatus ATCC 16872
Lineage: Eukaryota; Fungi; Ascomycota; Eurotiomycetes; Eurotiales; Aspergillaceae
Product: putative GPI-anchored cell wall protein Pst1
Exons: 3
Coding region: 1-1251 (416 amino acids)
Cellular component (GO): cell wall; plasma membrane
Source: RefSeq, a predicted model, not a curated record
AUGAAAGCCGUGUCCGUGUUCUUAUACCUGCUAUGCCUGGUAUCUCCGCCCGUCGCGGCUGAUUCGGAUUCCAAUACCAACUGUACCUCCAGCACAACAAUAACCUCGCAGGCCGAUGCCGAUAACCGUCUCUCCUCCUGCUCCACCAUCCAUGGCACCUUGACCAUCUCCCCGUCCGUUACCGGCACCAUCACCCUCAAACAGCUUGAGACGCUUAACGCAGGUCUAACCAUUCAAAAUACCUCCGCGCUGACGGCUUUCUCCGCGGCGAACCUCGAAACCCUCAACGGACAGUUUUCCAUCAAGAAUAAUGCUCAGUUGAGCACCUUGACCUUUUCCAAUUUGCAAACGGUCAGCGGAGAGCUGGAUGUCGAGGAAAACUCCCAGCUCAGAGAUUUGGUGUUGGAUGAUUUGCAGUAUGUGAACGGAGCGUUGAUCCUGAGUGGGAAAUUUGAUCAGAUAUCAUUUAGCGAUCUCAAGCAUGUCAAUGGCAAGACGAAUAUCCGGUCGCGCGGUGGAUCAUUUCGCUGCUCGAGUUUGGCUUCCCUCCGGAGUGAGGAUGGUGACGACGAUGACGAUGACGACCACAACAAUAACAGCAACAGCAAUGGCGUGUUCAGGGGAUCUUAUAGCUGCUCCGACGGCUCCAGCAGCGGGCUAACUUCGGGAGCCAAAGCGGGCAUUGCGAUCGGCGUGAUCGUGCUUGUUCUGCUGAUUUUCCUCCUAGUGUGGGUAUUGAUGCGUCGGAACCGAUCAAGGCGCAAACGACGUAACGCGGCCCAAGACGAGGGCAAAUCUGGAUACACGGCUGUUGGAGUAGGGUUGUCGCAUGAUCGCAGGAUCUCAAAUAUGGAGGAGAAACUGAAACCUCGAGUGUCGGAACCGCAUGAGCCUGAACAGACGAUCAACCUGAAUAACAUCCCACGGAAACCACUCUCGCCGCCUCCACCAUCGUUAUCGACCGACGCACGUCGCACACUUUCAACAAUCUCGCCGUCUUCUCCCCCGGUACCGGCUACUUUGAUUCCCGGCACAGAAAGCUCGUCCAGCUCUGUUCCGACGUCUGAUGACCAAAACGCAUUGUUCCUGCAUGCCAUCCCCCGACGGAGGCCAUCUGAAACGGACGUCCCGUUAUUGGAUAGUGGGAACGUGUAUGAAGUACCGGCCAGUCCGGUCGCGCAUAGAGGAUUGUAUGAGUUGGACGCUGGGCCUGUGCGAGGGACGCACCAGCAACCAAUCAACCACGAGUAA